AGCCUCAGCAUAUUCUGAUUUCUGUCUACUACCCCCAGAGCCUGUUCUCAGGCUGCCUGAUUGGAUUAAUGAUGACAAACACAAACAGGAAUCAGAUGACUGAGAAGAUCCUGGAUCUGACCCUGGAGGUCAACUACCUGCUGACUGGAGAGGACUAUGUUAUCAUGAAGAGAUCUGGUGAAUCUAUACUACAGAACUGUAAUUUUUCUGUGGCUGAAGGACACGGUGGUACCCAGAACCCCAGCAUGGUGUCUCCAUCUCACUCACUGAUACAUGAGAAAAACAAUAACCAAAAUAUCCUGGAACUGACCAAUCAGAUCAUCCACCUGCUGACUGGAGAGGUUUGGAAGCAUUUAAAAGGGCAAAAGGAAAUUUACAAGGAAGUGAUGAUGGAGAGUCACCACCCCCUCAUCUCCUUGGUAGAUGGUUCCAUAAACAGAAAUGAAAUCAGUGGAUUGUACACUUCAGUUUCUUCUCCGGAUUAUAUAACCAAAGAUAACGAAAUCACAAGUGAUCAAAAAAUAAACUGUGUGGCAGUCUGUACACCAAGCAGUAAAUCUUUGAGUCAUGAAACUACAGAAUCCGAGGAAGUAAAUCUCCAAGACAUUAAUACCCCCAUAGAAAAUAUAGAGACUGAAGAUCCAUCCACUCAUAUUAAGGAGGAAUCCGUCUCAUGGGAAGAAGUAACUCACACAGACGUCUAUACACCCACAGAAGAUGCAGAGAUAGAAUAUACAUCUACUCAUAUUAAGGAGGAAUCGGUCUCAUGGCAAGAUGGAAAUCUUGUUGAAGCUUCCAUUUGCACAACCAAGGGAGAUGCACAAAUGAACUAUAGAACAAAAUGUGAAUCUGCAUCAAAUGAAAAACAUAUUCUUAUAAACACUGAUAUUUAUACAGGCACAGACCAUAGACAGACAGAAUAUCUACCUGACCUUAUUAAGGUAGAAUCAGACUCAUGUGAAAUCGGCACUCUCUCCAGUAUCAAGGUUUAUACACCCAUAGGAGAUAAUCAGACGGACUAUACAUCAAAUAAUGAAUCCGUAUCAAACAAAGAAGAAAUUCCGGGAGACAUAGACAUUUAUGCACCCACAGAACAUACACAGACAGAAUAUUCAUCUACUCUUAUUAAGGAGGAAUCAGCAUCAUAUGAGGAUGGAAAUUUCACCACCUUAGACCUUCUUACCCCUACUUGUCAUACUGAAAUACAAAACUCUUCUGAAUGUAGAAAAUGCUUCACUGAAACUUCAGAUAUUAAGAAACAUGUAAGGAUUCAUACAGGAGAAGAAACAUCAAAUCACAAUAAACACAUGAAGAUUCACACGGGAGAUAAAUCGUUUUCCUGUUCAGAAUGCGGAAAAAGUUUCAGUCGCUUUUAUAGUCUUAAGUUUCAUGUAAAGAUUCACACCGGAGACAAAUCAUAUUCAUGUUCUGAAUGUGGGAAAUGUUUUGCUCACUUGUCAACUCUUAAGAGACAUCAAAGGAUUCACACCGGAGAGAAAUCACAUUCAUGUUCUGAAUGUGGGAAAUGUUUUUCUCAAAUGGUACAUCUUAAGUCACAUCACAGGAUUCACACAGGAGAGAAAUUAUUUUCAUGUGCAGAAUGUGGAAAAUGUUUCAGGGACUCUUCCGCUCUUAACAAACAUCAAAUGAUUCACACAGGAGAGAAAUCAUUUUCAUGUGCAGAAUGUGGGAAAUGUUUUGCUCACUUGAUAUCUCUUGAGAUACAUCAAAGGACUCACACAGGAGAGAAACCAUUUUCAUGUUCUGAAUGUGGGAAAUGUUUUAUUAAAAUGUCAAAUCUUAAGGUACAUCAAAGGAUUCAUACAGGAGAGAAACCAUUUUCAUGUUCAGAAUGUGGAAAAUAUUUCAAUGACUCUUCCAAUCUUAAGACACAUCUAAAGUCUCACACAGGAGAGACAUAUUCAUGUUCUGAAUGUGGGAAAUGUUUUGUUCAAAUGUCCGCUCUUAAGGCACAUCAAAGGAUUCACACAGGAGAGAAACCAUUUUCAUGUUCAGAAUGUGGAAAAUGUUUCAGAAACUCUUCCACUCGUAACAAACAUCAAAGGAUUCACACAGGAGAGAAAUCAUUUUCAUGUUCAGAAUGUGGAAAACGUUUCAGAGACUCUUCCACUCGUAACUCACAUCAAAGGAUUCACACCGGAGAGAAACCAUAUUCAUGUUCAGAGUGCGGAAAAAGUUUCAGUCACUCUUAUAGUCUUAAGUAUCAUUUAAAGAUUCACACUGAAGAUAAAUCAAAGAUUCACACUGAAGAUAAAUCUUAUUCAUGUUCUGAAUGUGAGAAAUGUUUUGCUCACUUGUCAUCUCUUAAGAGACAUCAAAUGAUUCACACAGGAGAGAAAUCAUAUUCGUGUUCUGAAUGUGGGAAAUGUUUUAAUCGAAUGUCAUCUCUUAAGAAACAUCAAAUGAUUCACACAGGAGAGAAAUCAUAUUCGUGUUCUGAAUGUGGGAAAUGUUUUAAUCUAAUGUCAUAUCUUAAGAAACAUCAAAGGAUUCACACAGUAGAGAAAUAUUCAUGUUCUGAAUGUGGGAAAUGUUUUAAUCGAAUGUCAUAUCUUAAGAAACAUCAAAGGAUUCACACAGGAGAGAAACCAUUUUCAUGUUCAGAAUGUGGAAAACGUUUCAGCCACUCUUCCACUCGUAACAAACAUCAAAUGAUUCACACAGGAGAGAAACCAUAUUCAUGUUCUGAAUGUGGGAAAUGUUUUGCUCACUUGACAUCUCUUAAGAUACAUCAAAGGACUCACACAGGAGAGAAUCCAUAUUCAUGUUCUGAAUGUGGGAAAUGUUUUGCUCACUUGAAAUCUCUUAAGAUACAUCAAAGGACUCACACAGGAGAGAAACCAUUUUCAUGUUCUUAAUGUGGGAAAUGUUUUAUUAAAAUGUCAAAUCUUAAGGCACAUCAAAGGAUUCACACUGGAGAGAAACCAUUUUAAUGUUCAGAAUGUGGAAAAUGUUUCUGUGACACUUCCUCUCGUAACAUACAUCAAAGGAUUCACACUGGAGAGAAACCAUUUUCAUGUUCAGAAUGUGGGAAAUGUUUCAGUCAAUUGACAAAUCUUAAGACACAUCAGAGGAUUCACACGAGAGAAAAAACUAUUUCUUGUUAAAAAUGUCUGAAAUGUUUCAUUGUUCAAUGCUACACUCCAAUUAAUACGUUAUUUGGAAAUAAGAACUAUUGAAUGCUACCCUGCACUACUGUGCCGUGUGCCCGUCCACCUACAAAUUUGCCUUUGGAAGAGAAGGGGGUAAAAAAAAAUACCAAGGGUGGCCAAACUUCAUACUUGUUAGAGCCUCAUGGUAAAAUUUAGAAAUAUUCAAGAGCCACAUAGAAAGUUUAAUGGA
This is a messenger RNA of Pelobates fuscus (common spadefoot toad), 3363 nucleotides long. Its product is annotated as zinc finger protein 665-like. Gene Ontology annotation, molecular function: RNA polymerase II transcription regulatory region sequence-specific DNA binding; DNA-binding transcription factor activity, RNA polymerase II-specific. The transcript is spliced from 4 exons. Gene Ontology annotation, biological process: regulation of transcription by RNA polymerase II. Gene Ontology annotation, cellular component: nucleus. The record is from RefSeq and is a predicted model, not a curated record. The coding region runs from base 69 to 2879 and encodes 936 amino acids. Lineage: Eukaryota; Metazoa; Chordata; Amphibia; Anura; Pelobatidae.